CUAUGUUUAAUUUUGCUUAAAUCUCAACUUUAUCUGAGACAUCUCCAUUGAAAAAAUUUAUAGAAUUCGAUUUUUAAAACUAUUUCAAAAUCAAUAUGGUUUAAUGAAUAGAGAUGUAGCGAUUAGAAUAGGUCUUGAUUUUUUUCUCUUGUUUUUUAUUGGUUUUGUUCGAAUUUCUUUCCAUUGACAGUCCAUACAAAUAACGAAAACUCUGAACUUUGUAUGGAAUUGAUUGUUUUGCUUUACCUCUGAAUGAAAUUUUAUUCCUAAGAAUCUUCUUCUAGUCUCUUUAUGAUACAAUUCUUAAACUUCAAAAUGAUUAUCGUCAAAAAGAACUCGAUUUUGUUCAACAAAUGGAUGAUGUUAUUAAUCAACGCGAUACUAUUUAUGCACAAUUGACUUCUGUUCAAAAUGUCUAUGAACAACUGCAAAAAGAAAAUAGAACUCUAGAAGAAGAAAUAAAUUCAAAAAAUGAAACAAAUCGAGAUCUUAAAUUCGCUUUAACAACAUCAAAUAAUGAUAGUGAAACAAUCUACAAUCAACUACAUCAAUUAAAUACAAAUUUAAGUGAUUUGCAAAAAAAAUAUGAUCAUGAUAUAGCUGAACGUAAUUCUCAAAUAGAAAUUUUACGUACUGAACAAAAACAAUUGAUGACACAUUAUGACGGUGAAUUAUUUAAAACUCAUCAAACAAUAAUUCAAUUACAACAUGAUAAUAAUCAAUAUGUCAAUCAAUUAGAACGAUAUCGAUUAAAUAUUGAUAAACUUAAAAUUGAAAUCAAUGAAAAACAAAAUUUUAUUGAACAAGUACAAAAUGAUUUAAGUGAACGAUCAGCAUUACAUCUUAGUAUUAAUAAUCAAUUAACACAAGAAAAUAAAUUAAAAAUGACCAAAAUAGCUGAACUUGAACAAGCUUUAUCUCAAGGGCAGCAACAUAAAAUUGAAUUACAACGAACUAUUCAAGAAUUACAAACAGAACUAUUUAAAUCUCGUAUGAUAGCUAAAGAAUCUGUAGAAAAAAGUGAAGAAUUCGAACGACGUUUUCGUGAAACCGAUAAACAUUUUAUUCAUUUAAAUGAAACAACUGAACCAACAAAACGUGAAUUAAAUACUUUACGAUUUGAAUUAUUAACGAAGUCUGAUCAAAAUACAGUGUUACAAAACAUUAUUGAAGAUGAAAAACUUAAACGACAAAGACUUGAAUUGAAAUUAAAACGAUUAAAAGAUGAAUAUGUUGAUGUACGUAAAGAACUUUAUACUCGUAUUGAAGAAAAUAAUGCAUUACAACAUGAACUUAUUGAAUAUCGAUAUAAAAUUGAUUAUUACUCACAAAUGAAUAAUCAAACAUUGCAUUUGACAGCACCUUCAAAUGAAAAAGAAUCAUCAACAACUGUUCAAUUAUAUUUAAAAGAAAAGACAGAUAGUCAAAGUUGGCAAGCAAAAUGUCGAAUAUAUCAACAAAAAAUUGAACAAUUACAAAAAAAUUAUGAAUUAAUUAGAGAUAAAUAUAAACAACGUUUACAUGAAGAACGAGGUAUAUUUGAACGUACGAAACUUAAAUAUCUUGAUCAUAUGAAAAAUAUUCAAAAAGAUUUACAUGAAACACGACAAUUACUAGAAAAAGAUACCGAAUUAAAAAUGAAUCAAGAAUCAGCUUAUCAAGAAUUGAUUGAUGAACGAAGACAAUUACUUACAAGUAUGCUUGAUAAAGAUGCCAAAGUACGCGAAAUGCGUCGUGAAAAUCUUUUAUUAACAUCAAAAAUUCAAUUACUUGAAAAUCAAAUGGAAAAUUUAAAUGAUCGUGUUGAUCGAACAUUACGUGAACGAAGUCAACUUCGUCGAGAUGUUAAUAGUGUUCGAUUAAAUAGUAAUGUUUCAAUUGAAACGAGUGCUCGUUCUUCACCAAUUUUACCUUCGACAAGGUCAACAACUUAUAUUGAUUCAACAGGAUGGACUCAACCUGUUUAUUACACAGAAUCAUUUGGUUUUAAUAAUGAUCCUCAAUGUGAAACGUCUGCUAUUUCUUAA
Messenger RNA from Rotaria sordida, 2027 nucleotides. Lineage: Eukaryota; Metazoa; Rotifera; Eurotatoria; Philodinida; Philodinidae. The record is from the annotation of a GenBank genome assembly.